AACCCAACCGCUUUCAUACAUGCGUACGCUUGCACAGGCUGUAUCGUUGUUACCACCUAAGGUUAUUGUGCGUUAUUCUCGUUUAAGAAUUCAAGUUGAGAUCUCGGUUCGGUAAAAAAAAGUUAGUUCUAAAGGCUAUAUAAAUAGAAAGCCAAUGGAUAGUUCUUCGGAUGACGACUGUUACAUUAAUUCUGCGCAAACAUUAAAAGCAUUAAAGAAACAACUGAUCGUUAAUGGCAGUCCCAGCGAUCAAGAAGCACCAGCAGUCCCACAGGAUGGGACGCAACCCUAUAUGCUUGAAGAUUGCUUAAUUAGUGAGGUGCACUUAGCACCUAAAACUAAAAGAUCUUCGCGUAGAACUCGUGGUAGAGGUCCCAGAAUGAGUCGGAGAAUAGCUGAUCGCGAACCAGAAGAAUCAGAGAUCCUUCCACAACUUUUUGCCAAAAAACCACCAGUUCAAUCAAUUUCUUUAAUAGAUUCUGAUCCAGAAGACAUGAUAGUUACAAUGAAUUCUGAUGACGACAAAGAUGCAGCAGGUGAUGAUGCACUUGUAAAUUAUGAAAUGACCAUAAAAAUCAAUUGGCAAUCUGCUAGACUCGAGCGUGUACCUCUCAGACGGUAUCAAGAGUUCUCAAAGGUUUUUGAGUACUUCUCUACAAUGGUAAACAUACCUCAAGAGCGAAUAUGGUUAGUUUUGCGAAAUGAGAUCACGAUAAAACCAAGUGAUACACCAGAUUCCUUAGGUCUCACUAUUGUAGAUAUAAUUGAGGGUGGAAUUAUUGAUGGUAGUACGGAGCAUCGUUGUACUGAUAAAACCAUUGUGGACAAGGAUAGUAUCAACAUUAAAAUUCAAACUAAGGAUCAAAAGAAAACACUGAAUAUUUCCAUUAAGAAAGGUCAAAAAAUUAAGGUACUCAUGAUGAAAUGUGCAGAGCAACUGAACAUUCCAGAAGACAAGAUCAAAUUCCAAUUUGACGGUGAGCCAGUACACCCUAAUGAAACUGCUGAGAGCUUGGACUUGGAAGGCGGAGAAUGCUUCGAUAUGUAUACAAUACCGUAAAUUUAAACAAAAUAUUUAUUUACAUUGGCUAAAAUUUCAAAGUAAAUAUUCUCACAAUUUGGUUGUGCAAGUUGGCAGUAAUGCUCAUUUGACAAGUAAAAUAGAGUCCUACAGCAACAGUAUAUUGUAAUUUUAGGAUAGUCAACAUCAAAAAAAGACUAAUUAAAAUAAAAUUAUUUCAGCUUUAAUAAAGAGCUGAUUGAUGAAUAAUUCAUUAAUUCUUUUAGUUAGGUGAAUAAUUUGUAAACAGUGGUUCGAUUUUUUAAAACAUUCAAUUUGUGAGAAGUUUCAAGAAAUAAAUAAUAUAUUAAACGAAGUACGUACUUGAUUUCUGUUAUUAGGCUGAAUUAGGCAAUAUAUUGAAGGUACAUUUGUAGCAUAAAUGAAAAAUGUGAGGUUUGAUCUCAAGAAGCUUUCAUUUAUGCAGUAUACAAUAUAGAUUUUUCUGAAUUCAACAUCGUUGGGUAUUUGAUCUGGUACACUUAUGCAACCCAUAUACUCAUUCAAGUCGGUAUUGAUCAGUUUCUGAUUUAAUUUAAAAAAUGAAUGCAAAUCUACUUUGUUAGCAAUUUAAUUUUGACCAAUUGUGCGACGUUAUGUGAAUGAAUGUAAUAGAUUGAAACUGCACUGUAUGUGCAAUAAGUAGAUGAUGCUACAUACUAUCUUAGAUUACGUACUCGACGAAAAAAAAUUUGCAACAUAAAGACAUUCGGAACAGUAGAAAGAGUUUGUUAUUCCGUACUUCCUUUUUUUCAAGUUUGAAAUAUGAUUUCUGGUUGCUUAGAAACGUGACAAAUCUGUGUCAAUUAAAAUUUUAUUUUAAAUAUACUAAUGUCCCUAAUUGUAAAUUAAAGUUAAAUUAUAGCCUCUCUGAUAUUGUACCUGAGAUUCUGCUGUGCACUAGAUAUGUAAAUUGAUUAAAUGUAUGUUACCAUUACAUAGGUAAUGUGAUUGUAUAAAGUUGAUGUAUUACAACUAACCAUUGAACAAUAUGGAAAUGAAAAACAUCGUCACAUACAUACUUUUUUAUUGAAUAAGUAUAUAUAUAAAAAAACGAAUCCAGUAUCAUCAGAUUGUCAAUAAAUCGAAUUACUGAAUA
Neodiprion fabricii is the source of this 2159-nucleotide messenger RNA. RefSeq lists its product as uncharacterized. Gene Ontology annotation, biological process: cytokine production; positive regulation of transcription by RNA polymerase II. Lineage: Eukaryota; Metazoa; Arthropoda; Insecta; Hymenoptera; Diprionidae. The coding region runs from base 155 to 1060 and encodes 301 amino acids. Gene Ontology annotation, molecular function: protein binding. The record is from RefSeq and is a predicted model, not a curated record. The transcript has 6 exons.